CCCUGGCGGUGAAAGAUACCCAUGCAUCUCUGUAUAAUAUUUCUCCUUUGUGCCGUUGUGUACGGCAUUGGCCGCAUUUCGGAGCCAGAUCUGAGAGCUGUUAACUUUGCCGUGAAGAUAGAAGGACAAAAGCUGAAUGGAAGCCUGAUAAAAGAAAUAAAAGUGGAUUCGGAAAGCUCCUGUCAGAUUGAGUGUGUGAAUGAGGAGCGAUGUCAGUCUUACAACUUUGGAACCAUAAAGGGCGACACUGAGAAAUUCAAGUGUCAGCUAAGCGCCUCAGACCGAUUUGCUGCAUUUGCUAACUUCACUGAGGAUAAAGAUUUCAUAUACAGAGGAAUAGAGGGUAAAAACGCUGCUAAGUGUUCAGUGAGUACCGCUGGUACUGUUCGUAACAAUACUUUCCGAAAGGCCUGGGAAUGGUGUAAUGGUGAGGUUUGGCUAUCAGUGGUGAUUGAUUUGUUCGCUACUGAACCAGGACGUCACUGUCUCGAUAUUUUAAAAUCAGGUCAAAGUCGCGGUAGUGGACUUUAUUGGAUCGAUCCAAACGGUGGCUCAACAAAUGACUCUUUCCAAGCUUUUUGUGACAUGGAGACCAAUGGUGGAGGCUGGACACUAAUUUCCACGAAAGUGUCUCCAAGCUUCCUCCUUAUCAAAACAGCCUUCCUAGCAUCAGCUGCAAAAACUACAGAUGCAGAUGCAUCGAGUCACAUCCACCCUGACAUGGGGGACUGGGAAGAGGUCAUGUUCCGGUUCAGUGACGUCAAUACCAUCCGGGUUAUUUACAACAGGAAGGCAGGCGCUCCAAAUAAGGACAAAACAGACUUCGAGANGGAGGACUGA
Messenger RNA from Stylophora pistillata, 840 nucleotides. RefSeq lists its product as uncharacterized. NCBI's taxonomy places the organism in Eukaryota, Metazoa, Cnidaria, Anthozoa, Scleractinia, Pocilloporidae. Gene Ontology annotation, molecular function: oligosaccharide binding; extracellular matrix structural constituent. The record is from RefSeq and is a predicted model, not a curated record.